UAACACCAUCAUAAACACACCCAAUCAAUCUCAUCGUGCUUGCUUUGUUUUGAGCUUAUUUUAUCUUUCCUCUUGCUUAUAAUUUAGAUUCUGAUCUUUCACAUGUAAGAGUUUAUAAUUGCAUGUAAUUUUGAAAACGAUAACUGAUUUGCAUGGGUUGGUAUCUGAGACUUUUUAACAUUUCACUAUCGUUCUAGCCAAUUCAUUUCAUUCCUAUUUGUUCCGUUUUUAAUUUUUCCGAAAUUUGAAGAAAGCCACCAAGUUGAUGAAAAUGUUGAUGCGUGGAAUAUAUGUAUGUCUACAGUGCUCGCAGCUCCUCGUUGUCUCGAGGGGAGGAAGUCAUCAACGUCAAGCCUCGUGAGCGACGCCCAAGCGGUGGCUUUUCAUACAAAGCGCCACUUCUUCGCAUCGGUGUCUCGCUACCUCGCGGGUUCAGUCGCAAAUCUAAGAGCAUGGCACCUCUUAAUAUUGAAGAAAAUAAACAGAAGUCGAAAAAUGAGAAAAAUGUAAUGAAAGAUCAUGGCGAUUCGGAAAUAUUUUUUGACGACGUGAUCAACUUUAACUCAUCUGUGAAAAAAGUUGACAUUUCGCCCCAGCCCAAAGAAGUUAACAGACUAAGACCGAAAAGUUUGACCCCACUGUUACCCCUGAAGAGGUCAAAUAAAAGCAAGAAAGAGGUCAUUUCAGAAUUGGCCAAUGAAAGUAUUAACAGAUUAGAAACCGGAAGUCUACCAUCUUCAGUUAAGAACAGUCCUUGUUUGAAGAAGAAAAAAGGCUACUUGAGAACUAACUCGCACGUUCAUUUUGGAUCCGAGGAGCAAUUGGAAGAAAGAGAAAGCGAUCAUAAGAUGCCGAUGUACAGUCGCACGAACAGUAGCGGAGCGGGAAGUAGCGGCAGCUACGACAGCGUGCUUUCAGAUGCGAAAGGAGCUAUCUUUACGGGAGCUAUGCUUAACGAUAUGUACAGAAAUCGGUAACAAGACUGUGAAAUGAGUCUCAGAACUAACAUUAAGAUUGGUUCAAAAAUUUAAAUCUGUCCUUGAAGUUGAUCGCUGUCUGACCGUCAUUUUAAUCUCUCUAUCGCUUAUUUGGAUCUGUUCCUGUUUAAUCAUAUAUUGCUAUUUUUAUUCAAAUAUAGCUUAGCUUAAGUUCUUGAAUUCAUUCCAGGUUAAGCAAUUAAUUAAUGGUAAAGUAUUUAGCUAGCAAUGAUGAAACAUGGUAGAAAAUAAAAUACAUGUCUAAGAUUUUUUGACUAA
Molecule: messenger RNA, 1256 nt
Organism: Symsagittifera roscoffensis
Lineage: Eukaryota; Metazoa; Xenacoelomorpha; Acoela; Convolutidae
Exons: 2
Coding region: 291-977 (228 amino acids)
Source: RefSeq, a predicted model, not a curated record